This is a messenger RNA of Oryctolagus cuniculus (rabbit), 23454 nucleotides long. The record is from RefSeq and is a predicted model, not a curated record. NCBI's taxonomy places the organism in Eukaryota, Metazoa, Chordata, Mammalia, Lagomorpha, Leporidae.
GGGGAAUACGGCGCAGGGGCGGAGCCUCGCUGACCUCCGCUCCGGAAGUUUUUCUCUCAGUGGCCCGUGCACGUUGUGCCGGGUUUGCGGUGCUUUUGCUCUGGCUGCCUUUGCUGGUUUCUGAUCAUGUCUUCCAAAAAGAAUAGAAAGCGGCUGAACCAAAGCGCGGACAAUGGUUCGCCUUUGUCCUCCGUUCGCGCAGGAGCCGGGGCUGCUUCCCCUGAGUCGGACCUCGCGGUGGCGGCCGGAUUACUGGCGGUGACCAACUUCCUAGAAAAGGUGGAUGGCAAAGUCCCUAAAACAUUCCAAAAUUCCCUUAUUCAUCUUGGACUCAACACUAUGAAGUCUACAAACAUAUGUAUAGGUCGGCCGGUGUUGCUUACCAGUUUGGAUGGAAAGCAAGAGAUCUAUACAGCCUGGCCUGUGGCAGGGUUUCCUGGAGGCAAGGUUGGCCUUAGCGAUAUGGCACAGAAGAACAUGGGAGUGAGGGCUGGUGAUUCCAUCCGAGCCCAGCCUCUGCUGGGUGCCGUGCUACAAGCUGAGGAGAUGGACGUGUUACUGAGUGACAAAGAUAUGGAAAUUAAUGAGCAAGAGCUGACAGGAUGUAUUCUGAGAAAACUAGAUGGCAAGAUUGUUUUACCAGGCAACUUUUUGUAUUGUACCUUCUAUGGAAGACUGUGCAAACUUCAAGUGUUGCGAGUGAAAGGGGCAGAUGGCAUGAUCCUGGGAAAACCUCAGAGUGACUCCGAGACUGGUACCCAGGGAUUGGCCUCAGAACAGUCCAGCACAGAAACCAGUAGCCUGGAUCUAUCCUUCCGGCUAAGCCAGUUAGAUCUUGAAGAACCCCGAAGCCCAACAUCACGAAGUACUCCUUGUAAACCAGGAGAUGACAGAAGUAUAACAAAAGCCGGUGAUGUUUUGUUGGGUGUUACACAGAGCCCUGGGGAUGGCAGUGGACUUGAACUCAAGGAAGUCACAGGUCUUAAAUGUGGUUCUGAGUCUGCCAGAGAAGGCAGUGAGCAAUUUAACAGUGAGGAGAAACUGCUAAAAUCCAUCUGCAUGGGAGCAAAGUGCAAUACUGAUACUUUUUAUUUUAUUUCUUCAACAACAAAAAUAAAUUUUACAAAGAUUCGUACAAAUGCAAAAGAGCAAGAUGACUCAUUGAAAGUUACUUAUGACAUGAUAGGUGGCUUAAAUAGUCAGCUGAAAGCAAUUAGAGAAAUGAUUGAAUUACCUCUCAAACAGCCUCAACUUUUCAAGACUUAUGGAAUUCCUGCCCCUAGAGGAGUGUUACUCUAUGGUCCUCCAGGUACUGGAAAAACAAUGAUUGCCAGAGCCAUUGGUAAUGAAGUUGGAGCCUAUGUUUCUGUAAUUAAUGGUCCUGAAAUUAUAAGCAAAUUCUAUGGUGAGACUGAAGCAAAAUUACGUCAGAUAUUUGCUGAAGCCACUCAAAGGCAGCCAGCAAUUAUUUUUAUUGAUGAGCUGGACGCACUUUGUCCUAAAAGAGAGGGGGCUCAGAAUGAAGUGGAGAAAAGAGUUGUAGCUUCACUCUUAACCCUGAUGGAUGGUAUUGGUUCAGAAGGAAGUGAAGGACAGGUCUUGGUCCUUGGGGCCACGAAUCGUCCUCAAGCUUUGGAUGCAGCACUCCGAAGACCUGGGCGUUUUGAUAAAGAGGUUGAGAUUGGAGUUCCUAAUGCUCAGGACCGGUUAGACAUUCUCCAGAAACUGCUUCGAAGGAUACCCCAUUUGCUCACUAAAGCUGAGCUGCUGCAGGUGGCUAACAGUGCCCAUGGAUAUGUUGGAGCAGACUUGAAAGCUUUGUGUAAUGAAGCAGGUCUCCGGGCCUUUCGGAGAGUCUUUGAUAAACAUCCUAACCUCCCUGAUAGCAAGAUGGCUGGAUUGGUAAAGAUCAGCCUAAGAGAUUUCUUGCAGGCAAUGAAUGAAAUCAGGCCCAGUGCCAUGAGGGAGGUUGCAGUUGAUAUCCCAAAUCCAAGGGGCCGAAGCAGGAAGCCAGGAACUCAAUCCAGGUCUCCCACAUGGGUGGCAAGAACACAGCCACUCAAGCCAUCAUCGCUGCUUCCCAGGGACUGCAUGAGCAGGAAGCUGGAAUCAGGAGCCAGAGCCAGGAAUCAAAUCCAGGUAUCCUGGUCAGAUAUAGGAGGACUGGAAAAUGUCAAACUGAAAUUGAAACAGGCUGUGGAAUGGCCGUUGAAACAUCCAGAGUCUUUCAACCGAAUGGGUAUUCAGCCUCCUAAAGGAGUUCUCCUGUAUGGACCCCCUGGAUGCUCAAAAACAAUGAUAGCAAAGGCUUUGGCUAAUGAAAGUGGCCUGAACUUUCUAGCUAUAAAGGGGCCCGAAUUGAUGAAUAAAUAUGUUGGUGAAUCUGAAAGAGCAGUUAGAGAGAUCUUCCGAAAAGCAAGAGCAGUGGCUCCUUCCAUUAUUUUCUUUGAUGAACUUGAUGCCUUGGCAGUUGAAAGGGGCAGUUCUUCAGGUGCUGGGAACGUAGCUGACCGUGUUUUGGCUCAGCUCUUAACAGAAAUGGAUGGCGUUCAACAACUGAAGGAUGUGACUAUUUUGGCAGCUACUAAUCGCCCAGAUAGGAUAGAUAAGCUCCUUUAAUGCAGCUGGAAAAACAGCCGAGGAUGGCCUAAGUCCAAGUGCUCCUGCACUUGGAGUCCCACUUGGGAGAUCUGGAAGAAGCUCCUGGAUCCUUGCUUCAGCCUGGCCCAGCUUGAUCAUUGCAGCCAUUUGGGAAGUGAACCAGUGGAUGGAAGAUUCCUCUCUAUCUCUCCUCUCUCUCUGUAAAUGGAAGAUUUCUCUCUCUCUCUCUCUCCUUCUCUCUGUAACUCUGCCUUUUAAAAGAAAAAAGAAAGAUCAUAGUCAACAUAUUUGUAUUUAUAAUGCAAUUUUAAUAUGUAGAAUUCUGUUAAGACAUGUAACAAUGUCAACGGAAAAAAGCUGAAUUAGUUGUCUGUUUUAUUUUCCGUGUUUUAAAAAAAUCCUGUAAGUUAGAAAAUAAGACUUCUGGUCUGAAUAAAAAGUUGUGAUAGUUACUGAUGGUUGUAGCUUAAUGUGUUUUAUAACAUUAAUUAUUCCAAUGGCAUUCUGAAACCCCUAGUGUUUUUCAGUAUAACCUACUGUGUAGAUUCUCCUGGUCUUUCAUACCCCCAGGUCAUGGAGCAAACAAAGCUUUACAUGAUAAAAAUUGAAAUAGAAAUUUUAAACAUGACACAUAGCAUGAGUUUCAAGCAUGCUUAAACUGUGGUUGCUUCCUGUUAGUGCAUGAAGUUUCAGAAUGGCGUUGCAAAUAAUAAUAAGCACUUAAGAGUAUAGUAAGAAAUAAUACCAGAACAAAUCAGGGCGAUGUCAAUAGAAAUGAAAAGGGAGAAAAUUUACUCAAUUUUACCAUCAAGAAAUACUGGAUCUAGAAGAGGAAAUAUUAACAGCUUUCUCAAAUAGAUGAAAAUCAAGAGCCCAGACUAGCUGAUGGAGCUAAUUGAGCGUUUUCUCCCCUCAACAAAGUGCCAUGGUUAAUUGCUCACCCUGCUCUUAGAAGAGUAGCCGUCCAGUGCCAGCUAAAGACAGAAUAUUAGGAUCAGCACAGUAUGUGAUGUAGCCUGGCCCCAGGGAAGAGGCAUAUUAGCAGCAAGUUCAGGCAACUGGACUCUUCUGUCUCCUCAUUUUGGGGGAUUAAACACUGUUUUAAAAGCAGGAAAGCCCCUGCUAGUAAAAAUGCUUGAGGUAGAGGUCCUAAGACCUUUGCUGCUGAAUGCAGGUCAUUGGGUGGUGGGAAUGAAAUCAGAGAGUAAAAACAGGAAGUGACUGAGACCACAGUGGGACCUCCUGGGGGCUCCUUUGAAAAGGCACAGGCCAGGGAGGGGUCCCCUACCCCCAAGCAGAAAAAUUACUCCUGAGGCAGGGAAGAGUCACAAGGGAAUAAAAAAGCAGAGCCAAUGGUAUACAUAGAACUUGAAUUUAAAAUAACUAUAAAUGAUCUCUUCAGAGAGCAUAGGGACAAUUACUGAGUUCAUAGAGUGAAAAUAGGACCAACAAAAGUUAUUGAAUUGCUAAAACUAGAAAACAAAACAAGACAAAAAGCAAUUAAACAGCUGGAUGGACGUAACCAGAGGAUGAAUUUAUGAUUUGAAGAUCAAGUCCAGAAAUUCUUCUAGUAGGCAUCAAGAAAAGAUAAUAAAAUAGAAAGAAUGUAAAAAAAUUCAAGAAAUGUGAAUGACAGCCAUUUCACUUAUCACUCGAAGUCUCAGAAGAAGAGCCAAGAAGUAAACUGAGGGGAGGAAAUGUUUUAACUUAAUUAGUAACUGAGAAUUUUCUGGAAUUAAAGAAAGAUACAACAAUUAAGAUUAAAGGGUUCAGAAAGAGCUGAAGGAUAUAGAUAGGAAGAAAGCUUGCAGUUAUUGCAUUCAAAUAGUAGAAGAUCAAAGCUUUCAGGUGGGGGAAAACAGAUAACCUAUAGAGAAACAUGAGCCUGAUUUCUCAACAGCCUUAGAUACAAGUGGAAACUGAAAUAACACAUUCAGAAUAUUGGAUAAAAUAACUGUGGGCUUAAAAUUUUAUCCAACUAAACUGUAAUUUAAAUAUGAAGGAAAAGUAAAGGUGUUUCCUGAGAUGCAAGGUCUCAGAAAAUGUACCAGAGACCAUCUCUGAAAGAGUCCUGUUAGUCUUUCAGCAUUUGUGGGAAUAAGAAGGGCAACAAGAGGUUGAUUGGAAACUUGAGUAGGUGAAACUUUCAUGAAAUUCUUCAGGGAAAAAAAAAUAUAAAUCUUAAUGAAUUUUAGUUAGUAUGGACCUCAAAACUAAGCUCUCUGUUUAAUACCAGAUCGUAGAUAACAUGAAAAGAGUGUUAUAAAUUGUGGGGGGAGCUCCUAUAGCAAAACAAAAACACUGAUUGUGUUGUCAUCUUACCCUGUCAAAGAACCAUUAUGUUAACAAAACUAUUAAUAUUUUUCUACUUUAGAUCACAAGGAGUAGAUGCCCAGUAUUCUAUUUUAUACAUUUCUGUGCCCCAAGUCAGUGUUCACAAGGUUACAAGUGGUUGUAUUUUCUGAUGAGUUAACAGAGCAGCUUGUAAUGCUAUCAUUUCACAACCUUGAGUUGGCUCUAACUGGAUGCCCUAUACUCCUUCCAGUUCCAAGCUCUUUUCUAUUCUCAAACAUUUUUCCUUCUUCAGCUCUGUUAUCAUGAUUGUAACAGUUAGAUGCUAUAUGAUCAGCCUUGUAGAAGCAAAUUAAUCAGAGUAAUUAUUUAAAUAAGAAGACUUCAUGUGUGGGAAGUGCAUGGCAUAGAUACAUACGCAAGAUAGUUUAAGGAAAUCUCUUAUUAGACCCUGGCCGCCUAAAAUUGAAUCCAUGUGUGAUGGAAGUGGAGCUUACUUUAAGGACCUGAGGCACCACACCAAACCAGAGAGCAGUGGGAAAUGCUAAGUGAUAGGUUAGAAACAGUGGAGGAUUUCUGAAGCAUCAGUUUCCUGAGUGUGGUCUGGAAAGCCUAAUUUCUGUUUGCCAUGUUCUCCGCGUUACAGUGAAGAAGACCUUUUAGCUAUCGUCUGUCAUCUUGUUCUGACCUGUGCCUCAGAUCUGAAAGAACUGAGGGCUGCUGUUGUUACAAACUUUUUUUAUACCCAUUUAUGUGAACAGGAUUUAUCUGUGCUUUACGCCACAAAAAUACAAAACUGAAUGGCAUUUUAAAAAUUGAAUCAUACUGUAAGUUGUAAUUGCUUAUGUUACAAGCACUCUUCACGGAGGGAGUCUAAGAGAGAGUUCCACUUGUCUCAUUAUAAAUUAAUUUCCAGUGAAUUUUAACUUUUUUAUGUUUAAUAUUUUCUCAAGAUCUUUAAUAUGUUUAUAUAACUGUGCAUAAAUGACCCUAAUGUUAACCAAACCUGGGGAAAUUUAACAUUGAGCAGGUACAUGUGAAUGAAAUUUUUAAAAAUUUCAUUAUACAUAGAUAUUUUUGCUUCUUAGAAUUAUUUAUAGGAUGCUCAGUUAUAUAGGGUGGUUGUACAAAUUCAAGGAAAAAAUGAAAAAUAAUGUAAAAUUUCUCUAAUCUGGUUUUUAUUUUGAUGGUGUCGGGUUAAAUCACUAGCAGUUUAAAUGUGCUGAACACAUUGAAGAGUUGAUGUAAGGUCUUAUUUUUAAAUCUCAAUGUUUACAGUGCUUUGGAAAUUACAUCUUUUGUAACUAUUUAAACAUGGAUUUAUAUGAGAAGGCAAAAUCUCAGUUUUCCUUUUUAGUAUACAUAGAGUUCCUUUUUAGCACACUAAGAGCUACUUGUAUGUAAUGACUGAGACCAGCACUCAAAGUUUUUUGAGAAAGGGGAGGAGUGAUGAGAGCAAGAAAUGAUUUUAAAAUUAAACAAUGAAGCUUUUCCAGGGAGUGGUGAAGAGUGGGUGGUUAUAAAAUGACUUUUGGAAGCAGAUCAGCCAAAAAGGUGAAAGGAUCCGAAUGCAGAUAGAGCAUAGGAUAAUGGACUUGGUCCCUAGCCAGCCUGUAGCAACUGCCUUAUUAUAUUUUAAUACUGUAUGUGCUGUUAGCUAUGUCUGCCAAAAUGACUGACUUUAGUAACUAGAGUUGAGAUAGCUGGCCCACUGAUACCCCCACAGCCUUUUCUGAACUAGAACAGAAGGCCUAAAGUGUUUAAUUACUGAUAAAAGGUACUCACCCUGGCAAAAAAUGGCAACAUGGUAGAACUGAAGUCAGUACAAAGCGCACACACACACACACAUUUUUUAAAACACUGUUUUAACUGAGAUCAAACCUGAAAAAAUGAAUCAUUGCUUGCAACACUUGACAAAAUCCUGGGAGAAAACUAGAAUCAUUUAUUUCAUAAAAUUUAUCAUAGGCCAGUAGGAUUUUUAAAAAAAUCGUAAAAAGGGUGCAAUAAAGAGAUUUAAAAUUAUGAGGAAAAAUAAAGGAUUGAGGAAAUAAAGUAAGGAAUGAGAAUAGGAAGUCUUUAAAAAAAUAGAAAUGAAGACUAAGGUUUUCUUCUUCAAGUCAUAUAUUUUUCAGUUUCAAAUUAAAAGUACUAUGUUUUUCUAAAUCAGAGUCUCAAGCCUCUGUCUGGGAACUGUGUGUGUACAUCAAAAUGUGCAGAUGCUCUCUCUUCUUAACUGGAUUGUAAUAUGGGCUAGCAAUCUGAAUCACUGCUUCCUCCUCUCUGCCCCCACAAGCACACACAAAAACCACUAGAUUUUGCAGAUGGAAAUGUGCUGUCUAGUUCAAACCUAAUCAUGAUGAUUUUUACUAUAUUUAACAAACAUUUACACAAUUUUUACAUUUUUAAGCAUUAUUUUAGGAAAUGGAUGUUAAAAUAGUCUUAAGAAUUUUCUUUAAACUUUUACCAGCUAACAUGGUACUUAUGGUAUGAAACUAGAAGCUUGCAUACUAUGAUUAGGAACAAGGAAAGGUUAACUGAUUUCAGCAAUACUUUUCUACUUCAUAUUGGAAGUUCUAGCUAAUACAAUAAGGAAAAGAAAAUAAAAGGUAUACAGAUUGGGAAGCAAGAAAUACAGCUGUAUUUAUUGACCAAUGGCACAUUUACCUGUGUAGAAAAUCUAAAAAAAAAUUGACCAGAAAAACAUAUGGCACUAAUAAUUGCUUAUGUAAAGUUGCAUGAUACAGCGUUAAUAUACAAAGGCACUUACUUUUGUAUGGAUCAGCAAUAGACAAGCAGAAUCUGAAAACAAAGCCCAUUAUCAUCUAUAUCAACACCUAUUUUAACAAAAUAAUAUAUGAGGACAACUGUGAAAGAAAUCAGAGAAAAAUAAAUAAAGGGAAAGAUAAUCCAUGUUUUUGAAUAGGAAGACUCAAUAUUGUGAAGAUGUCAGUUCUUUCCAACUUGAUUCUCAAUGUUCCCAAUCAAACUCUUAGCAAGUAAUUUUAUGGAUAUUGACAAAUUCAUUUGAAAGUUGAUAUGGAGAAGCUACAGACCCAGGCUAAUAAAGGAGAAGAAAGUCAGAGGACCACAAUACCCAUUUGCAAGGCAUACUGUAAGCUACAGUAAUCAAUAUGGUAUGCUAUUAGUGAAAGAAUAAACAACUAAAUGAAUGGAAUGGAAAGGAACCCAAAAAUAGUCCCAGGUAAAUAUGGCCUGCCAGCAUAAAUCCUAUGAGGCAGUAGUGAUGGCUCAAGUGAUUGGGUUACUGCUAAGCUGGUGGGAGACCUGGGCUGAGUUCCCAGCCCCACCUUUGUCCCUAAGGAGGAGAAAUUGCAGGCAUUUGAGGAAUGAACCUGCAGGUGAGAAUGCUGUUUAUAUCAAAUAAAUGAAAUGAAAAUAUGAAGAAAACUGUACAGAAACACACAUAAAUAAAAACUAGACACACACAUAAACAAUUUUAUAAGUAAUACCAUCCUGCAAAACUUCUACUCUCAUGAAAGUAUUGGAAUAGAUUAUCAACUUUUCUUUACCUCAUUCUCAUUAGAGUGGUUUACUUGAAUGAUGAGACUAAUGAUAGAAAGAAAAUUGUACAGCAUUCAUUUGGUGGUGACGAGGGGUGAGACCAAACCAUGUGUUAAAUUCAAGGGAAUAAGAUAAUAAUUAUCAUUAACUUCUUGGUGGAUGCAAUGUGAGCUAGGUGACAGUGGAAUUCUGUCUUUAAAGUAAUUUAAAAAAUUCUAUCUCAAGCAAAAAUUCCUUCAAAUAUGAAAAUAUUACUGAAGUUGAGAGACUCUGUUGUUAACAAACUUGACCAGCAGUACAAGCAAUGAUAAAGGUUUUCAGCCUGAAGGAAAUGAUACUGGAUGAGGGCUGGAAUCCAAACAGUUCAUGGAAGCUUGAAAGGAAUACAGUGUUAGACAUUAUAAAUAUCAGAAUAAUACCAAAGAGUUUUUUUUCUCAUUUUCUAAUUUAAGAGAUAAUUAAAUUACUAUUUAAAGAACAGAGAACAUCAUAUUACAGAGUUCUGUUGUAUUUAUCAAAGUUAAAUAGGUGACAGUAUUACCAUAAAGGACAAGAGGAUGAGGCUGGUGCUGUGGCAAAGUGGGUUAAGCCACCGUCUGCAGUGUUGGUAUCCCAUAUGAGUGCUGGUUCAAGUCCUGAAUCCUCCACUUUGAUCCAGUUCCCUGCUAAUGUGCUUGGGAAAGCAGUGGAAGAUGGACCAAGGCCUUGGUCCCCUGCACUCUUGUGGGAUACCGAGUUGAAGCUCCUAGCUCCUGACUUUGGCCUGGCCCAGCCCUGGCCAUUUCAACCAUUCAUCCAUUUAGGGAUUAAACCAGCAAACGCAAGAUCUAUCUAUUUCUCCCUCUAUCUCUCUUUCCCCCCCUUCCUCCAUCCCUCCCCCCCUCUUUCUCCUUCUCUCUCUCUGCAAUCCUGCCUUUCAAAGAUAUAAAUGAAAUCUUAAAAAAAAAUAGGGAUAAGAGAAAGGAAAAUGGAAACAUACUCUUAGAAGGUUCUUAUUAAGCAUGAAGUGGUAAAAUAAUAUUUGUAGGCAAGCUAUCAGUCCGGGAUUACAGUGUUGAGCUCCCAAAACAAUUGCAUUUACAUCUGUGGUGAUACUUUCCCAUGUACAUUACCAAAACUGAUAACUGUCCAUGGUAAGAUUUUGAGAAAAACAACCCUCUGAAUUUAAGGUUAAAAACAAUAAUAAAAACAUUUGGCAAGCAGUCAAUAUUUGGUCCUAGCUUUCUUUUACCAUCUGUGUAACCACAUCACUUCAAAAUUUCUUUGGACCUUAAUUUAUAAACUAAGAAGAAGUUAUAAGAAGAAUCAGAAAAAAAUAUAUACCUAUACAUAUAUGUAACAUAAAAAUCAUUAGCUCCUGGUGCUUUCCACAUUUGUUAACUGGUAAAGAAAUUUAGACUCAAAACAGUUGACUGUGGAGACCUCAGGAAAAGCAAUGAGUACAAUAGAUGAUAUGAAGUCUCAACGAUGGAGAGACUGAGUCUCUUGCCAGUGGUUGUGUCUCAACUUUCUUCUCCAGCCUGCAUCCCCUCUCACACUCUGCACCAUCACUUAGUUUUGUAUCUUGGUAUAUGUCUAUGUGUUAACUUCACUUUUGAGAAAUAUUUCCAUUUGUUCUGUCCACUGUAUUCCCCACACACACUGUUUUUGCUAGUUAAAAUAUUAAUGUUUUAUUUUUAAAAUAUAUUUUGUUUCUCAGCAAUUUGAAAAUAUUGCUGUUCUGUUCAUUUUAAAUCAUGUAGAAUUUUUUUUUGUUUUUUGCUUGUUUAUUUUUGUACCAAAAUAAAUAAUUAGCAUGUUCAUAUGCCAUUUUUCUCAAAGCCAAUAAAAAGUACUUUAAUAUCUAGAAAUUUGCUUUCAUGUAUUUUCCACUUCUCCACUCACUGAGAUCUUUCAUUUAGGUCAUUGUUUUUGUUUUUUGUUUGUUUGUUUUUUCCCACAGUGUCUUGGCUUUCCAUGCCUGAGAAACUCUCAUGGGGUUUUUAGCCAGAUCCAGAGUUUUUUUCAUCCCAUCUGCUGGGCUCUUAAGGCCUCUGACAGUACAGCCUUCCCUGCUCCUCCACAUGUGUACCUUCUACAGUUUCUAAACUCCAGUCAUCACUACUCACAUUUCUGAUUCCAGGAAAGGACUUUCUUAGCAAAACUUCAACUACUGAAUUUUAAUGAAGUGACCUCAAAUCCAAAUGAUUAACCCCUUUUAGAAAGUGGUUUCGUGUAUUUGAGCAGAGGUUUUUCCUUCAGCUCCACAGGUUCCCUAGAACAACAUAGGUUUUUGGGAUACAGAACCCUCUGUUAUGCAGUAUUUUGCCUACGGCAUAUAUUUUCAGGGUUGUUUUAAUCUCUCAAAGCACUAUCAUAUUUUUAAAGAAUGUGUUACUGUGGAAAGGUAAGGAAUCACUAGUUGAGGAAUUUUUUAAAAGAUAAAUGAAAAAAUAUAAAUUAUUAACAUGAAAGCACACUAGAAUGUUUAUAUGAGCCUUUUUUCUAGUAGGAAGUUUCUUUAUGUGUUUUUGACCCAUGAUUAGCUUAAUAAAUACAUUUUUUCUUUAAAUAGGUGGUUCUCAAAAGAAGAAUUGUAAUUUAAUUUGCAAAGCAAAGUAUUACUUAAUGACAUCUUAAUUAGUUAACCUGAAACAAACCACUUGCCACAUUCACUUUGCUUCUAAUGUUAUAAACCAUGUAGUCUUUUGUUUAUUUAUUUAUUUUAUUUCAUUUUAUUUUUAUUUGAAAGAGUUACAGAAAGAUCUUCCAUCAGCAGGUUCACUCCCGAAAUGGCCGGAGCUAGGUUGAUUCCAAACCAAGAGUCAGGAUCUUCUUCCUGGUCUCCCACGUGGGUGCUGUGUCCGAAGUACUUGGGCCAUUUUCUACUGCUUUUCCAGGUGGAUUAGCAGGAAGCUGGAUCAGAAGUGGGAUGCCUGCACUGCAGUUAACCACUAUACCACAGUGCCAGCCCCACUAUGUUGUCUUUAUUAAAAUCACAGCUUUCUGUAUCAUCAAAUGAAAGUAAAUGUUUCCCCUUUAUGAACGAACAAAACCUUUUCAACUUCAGUCAUGAAACAUAGUUGUUGUUGAGUCUUUUUCAUUCAUAGUUAUAAGAAAUAGAUAAUGAAAAGGACCCAUGUUUUGAAGCUUUUCCAAAUACACAUACAACCCUCAUCCUUUAACCUGUCACUUCUUAGGGUACUUACUCAGUGUGUGUAAUGAUGAGAUUGAGUAAUAGUGUUGUUGUGAUAAAGCAGAGAAUAGAUUGAAACCCUUGAUGGUCUGAAAUCUCCUGUUUCAAUAGGACCAUUUGGGAAGAUGAAAGUGAUUUAAUCACAACCACUUUUGACAGAAAAAAUGACAAAUCUGAAUCUCAGAUCAGAUUGUUCUCUAUUUCUUUUGGACAAUUAAAUGUUUGCAAGUCCUAUUGGAAUUAGUCUAUGAUAACGUAUUGGCACUGAAAGAUUAACCUCAGGAAUUUCAGAGCAAAGUUUGUAGUUUGGGUGUUAAUGCAAUUUAUAUAAACUCUCAGUAUAAGAUAUAAGUUUACUGAGCUAUCCUUGAUUUGGUUAUAGGCAUAGCAAUCAUAGAAAUAAAUAAAACAUCUUUUCCAUAUUAGUUUGACUAGUGAAGCUAAGUGCAGGAAUACAUGUUAUAUAGUGGCUCCCUCAAGUUUGAGUCUAGAAAUAUAGAGAGCAUAGGCAGUGUACAAACAUGCUUACAUUUGCAUCAUGUCAGUGGAAGAAAAUACAGAAGGAACCUUUCAACACAAUAAAUCUCUACUAAAGAGAGUGCAUUGCUUGCUGCAACCUGUCUGCAGCAGUCAGAGGAAGGAAGUCAGCAAGAAAGGGAAAGAAUGCCAGGUUGCAAGUGCCAAAAUGUCUCAUCUCUUGCAAUUCAAGAAAAACAGAUUGUAACUCAAAACAAGGUUCAAAUUCAGCUGCUAAAAUUAUAGUGGUAUCCUAGAUUUAAAACUCCAUUUUUCUACAUAAGGGGGAAUCUUACCCUAAAAAUUGAUAGUGAAAGGUACAGUGACUAUGUACUGAAAGAUUUUGGAAAUCAUGUUUUACAUUCUUAUUUUUGGAUAAGACUAAAUGAAUCAGAGAGCAUUAUUUGACUCCUUAUCUAGUGUUCUGUCCUUUGUACUGCUUGGAAAAGUAAUUCCAACAAAUUUCAGAUAAAUCAUAUAUGUCUCUUCAUUGAUUAUUAAGCGUAUCUCAGUUUUGAAGGAUUUGCAGAUAAUUUGUUGCUUAGCUUUCUUUUUUCUUUUUAAUGAUUUAUUUAUUUCCUUGAAUGGCAGAGUUACAGAGAGGCAGAGGCAGAGGCAGAGAGAGGUCUUCCAUCCUCUGGUUCACUUCUCAAAUGGCUGCAACGGCCAGAACUGGGCUGAUCUGAAGCCAGGAGCCUUCAGCUUCUUCCAGGUCUCCCAAGUGGGUGCUGGAGCCCAAACACUUGGGCUGUCUUCCACUGCUUUCCCAGGCCAUAGCAGAGAGCUGGAUUGAAAAUGGAGCAGCCGGGACUCCUUCAGGUGUAUAUAUGGAGUGCUGGCACUGCAGACUGUGGCUUUACCUGCUACGCCACAGCGCCAGAAACUUAGUUGUCUUGUAAAAGUUUUGCCAAUUUGUAAUCUGACAUUCUGAUGCAUUUGGGAACUGCUAAAUACAUUAUUCUUACAGUAAUUUCUCACUCAAUUACGAUUUUGAUAAAGCAAGCAUGAUUCUGUGGGGGAAUAUUUUGUGUACAUAGGAACCAAAUCUUAGGGAAGUGCUGGUUGUGAGGUAGACAUUAUAAAUUGCCAAGAAAGAAAAUGCACCCAAUUAAAGUAUGAUAUGCAUCCAUUGCAAGCCUCACUAAUUUCUACAAUACUACAAGCCGAAGUAUUGUGCUCCUUAGAAUCACUGAAAUACAGGAGGUGGCUAGUUAGGAAAGGUACAAGCCUUUCUGAAGUGGGGGAGGCAGCAAAGUAAAGGCAAAUGCACAUAGUAAAGAUAGAAUCUGCGUUAGGCUCCUCAAAGGAGCAAUGAGAGAUUACUGGAAGGCUUAGACUGGCAGACCCCCAGACUGGGAGAUGCAGAAUUGAGGGCAGUGCCCAGACUAAAGCCCAUUGUUUUCAGCUGCAGCCUUCUGGUUCUGUGUAUUCGUGAAGAUGGUAGUGUAUCAGAAAUCAAGUCUUUUUUGUUUUUUGUUUUUUUUUGUUUUUGAAAGGUAGCAUUAUAGACAGUGAGAGAGAGACAGAGAGAAAGGUCUUUCUUCCAUUGGUUCACCCCCAAAAAGGCUGCUACGGCCGGCGCUUCACUGAUCUGAAGCCAGGAGCCAGGUGUUUCUUCCUGGUCUCCCAUGUGGGUGCAGGGGCCUAACACUUGGGCCAUCCUCCACUGCCUUCCUGGGCCACAGCAGAGAGCUGGACUGGAAGAAGAAUAACCAGGACUAGAACCCAGAGCCCACAUGGGAUGCCAGUGCCACAGGCGGAGGAUUAACCAAGUGAGCCACAGCGCCAGCCAGAAAUCAAGUCUUAGUGUAAUGGGAGAGCAACUCUAAAAAUUUUAAGACUCCUCUAGAAUUUAGAAGUAAAUCGAUUGUAUGUGAGCCUAAAGCAUUUGAACCUUAUGUUUGAGGCAACAUUGAGCCCCAGAAAUGAAUAAAAUCAAGUGUUUUUAGGAGAUGGAUCUAAAAAUGAUGUGAAUAAUUGUAGUCUGCCAAAACUCAUCUUUUUUUGCUGUACUCUUUCUGGAGAAACAAUAAUGAUGUCAUGAGUAGCCCUUUUUGUUUGUCUUACCUCAUUAUACGAUUGCUUAGAGAAAAAUUCAAGUUCUACAUUUGGUACUAAACAAACCAUAGAUAUUUACAUGAGGUUUCUUCUCACCCUAACCAGUAGGCUCAGUGCUAAGACCUAACAUUCUAAAUUAGGUUACAUCUUAAAAAAAAAUGAUUCACUUUGGGUGGAGUACAGACCUGCCCAUAGCCAUCAGUUUUACUGCAGGCACUAUAAAGACACACCUCUUCCUGAAAAUACAGACAACACAAAUUACUGUGGCCAGCUUCUUGCGUUAUCAUCUUCACAUCAGCUCGUUCCUAACUGCUAAUCACUUAUACCACUGUUGUAAACACUGUCCUUUCCAAGCCCCAGGCUUCCUGUGCUAGUGUUCUAGGAUAACCUCACCUUCACGGUAUCCAUCCAGCCCAUAGAGAUUUUCUCCCUCCUGGAUCUCUCACAGCCCCCAUUCUCUGAAUUUCACGUUUUGACACUUACUUUCCAUUUAAGUUCUUCUCUAAUUAUCUCAUGUAAUUUAUUUCCCCAAUAAAAAUUUAAAGGCUUGAAUGGUAGACUGUACCAUUGCAUUUCUUUAAAGUUCCUCACUGUGUCUAGCAAAAAUUUUAUUUUUGUAAAUAUGUAAUGAAGAUUUAUUGAAACUUAAAGUUUUGUUGAGGUAUCUAUGCUAAUACCUUAUUACUUUGUUCAGUAAUUUAUUACUUUGAGAAUUUUCUGUUGUUUUGUAAACAUUGGCAUAACUUUGAGAUAUCAUGGUUAUAACUGACUCAUUAUAGAAAAUAAACUAAGGAUUCCUAAUUCAGCUUUAUUUCUUUUUGGUAUGAAUCCUGGAGCAAACAACAAAUGAUACUUCUACUUUUUUUUUAGUGAUUCUCUUAAUCGGAAUAUAUUUUUAGUGGCAGUAAAAAUUUGAAGUUUGCAGGUUCUUCCUGUCUCUGAAAACACUUAAAUUCUCCUUUUCAUUCAAGAUGAGGUCACUGAAAUCUCUAAUAGACAUCUAGGACUUUGGUUUUCAGUUAACUUUAAGGUUGAUUUAUUUGGAAUGUAAUAUAAAAAUAUAUUAGAAUUUGGAAAGCCUCUUCUUAGUGUAAAAUUACUGAUAAUAAUAAUUUAUAUGAAAUUUCCAGAAGAGGAAACCAUGUAGACACGAAAAGUGGAUCAGUAAUUCUCUUGGGCAGAGUUAAGGGGUUGCCUAGAGAAUUAACCAUAAUCAGGCAUAAGGCUGUACGGGGGACAGUGAAAACAUUCUACAGCUAGAUUAUGUUAAAGAUAUCACUACUUUUGUGAGUUUACUAGAAAACAUUGCAAUGCGCAUUUAGAAUGGUGAAUUUUUUGAUAUGUAAAGGAUUCCUCAUGUCUUCGGAGAUUAUAUGGUUAAGUUUUAUUUUGUAAUGAAUUUCACAUAAUAACCAUUUGAAGCAAAUAUGUUGAUUGAAAUUUUAUCAUUAGUAAAGCAAUUGCUGUUGUUUAAUAAUUGUACAGAUAUAUGUUAGUCUCAUAUCAUGACUGCUGAUAAGUUUUUGUUUUAAUGCCUAUAUAGAUUCAGGUGAUUCUCAUUUAUACUCUGAUCUUUCUACUCUAAAAAUGAUUCAGUUCUUCUUUUUUUAAGUUUAUUUAUUUGAAAGGUAAAGCACAGAAAGAGAGAGAAAAAUGCAGAUCUUCCAUCUGUUUUUCACUCACCAGAUAGCCCCAGCAUUCAUCACUUGGCCAGGCCACAGCCAAGAGACCAGAACUUCAUUCAUCCAGGUCUGCCAUCUGGGUUUCCAGGGCCAAAAUACCUGGGCCUUCUUCUACUUCCUUUCCAGGCACAUUUGCAGGGAGCCAUGUCUAAAAUAUUUUAGCCAGGUCUCAAAGUGGUAUUCUGAGGUGGAAUGCUCAUGUUGUAAUAGAGGCCUAAUCCUCUGUACCAAAAUGCUGGCUCCUGUUUUUCAAUUCAAAGUAUUCAACAUAAAUUUUUAAGGGAAAAUCUUAAUUUUUCAUGUAUAGUCAUCCCUCAAUAUCUGUAGGGUGGGGUCAGUGGUUCCAGAACUACUUCUCCCACCUGCCAGUGCUCAAGUCCCUUAUGUGGAGUACUUCUAAAAGUUCUUAGAAAAAGAUGGAAUUAAGGGACAGAUACUUGGCACAACACUAAAGUUGCUACUUGGAAUGCUCGCAUCCCUGAUCAGAGUGCCUGAAUCAAGUCCCAGCUCCUCUGCCUCUGAUCCAGCUUCCUGCUGACAGGCACCCUGGGACGCAGCAGUUGAAGACUCAAGUAUCUGGAUCUCUGCCAUACACCUGGGAGACCUGGAAUGAAUUCCAGGCUUCUGGCGUCAGCCUAGCCUAGCCCUGGCCAUUUGGAGGUAUUUGGGGAGUGAACCAGUGAAUGCAAAAUCUCUCUCACUCUCUCCCCUCUGCCUUUCAAAUAAAAUGAAAAUAAAUUUUGAGAAAGAAAAAUAGAAUUAAAAGGUAAGCUUACAUAGCUUUUUCAUAAUAUGUAUUUUCCAUGAACUUUUUGAAAACUGCUUAUAUGCAUGGAUUUCAAAUUCCUUUUGCACCAGAAUAAGCUUAUCUUUUAAAUCCAUUUUUGUAAACUUUUUGAAGUAAUCACAUUUAAAAUGAUGUAAUAUUUCCAUAUAAUCACAUAUUUAAAAUUGUCUUUAGAUUACUAAUAAUACCUGAUACAGUAUAAAUGCUGUGUAGUUUUAUUUUAAUUAGUGGAUAAUGUCAAGAAAAAACAUGCAUAUUAAGUAUGGAUAUAAUUUUCACCUUACAGUUGGCUGAAUCUGCAGUUGAACCUGUGAAUGCAGAGGGGCCAACUAUAUUUCUAAGACUAAAUUUGAGAGAUAAUCACUUUGGAGGAAAAAUAAAAUUUAGAAAGCUGGGAACUUCUAUCCAUCUCUUAAUAUACAAACUGUUAGUCUCUGUUCACUCAUGUUUAAUGCCUAAGAAUUUCCCAUGUCUAAUAUGCCUUUGUUUUAUACUUUUAGAUCUGUUUUCUAGAUUUGUGUUCUUAAGUCCAGUUGAGCAUUGAGGCUAAAUUUUUACUUCAGAAAUAUCUACCAUCAAAUUAGCAAAAUCCAAAGCUACAAGAGAACUUAAAAACCAUCUAAUGUGCUUUACUAUAUUAUACUUGUGAUUAGAAUCCCUGGAUGUUUCAAGAACUUGUUGUUGUUGUUUAUAGGAUUAGUUGAUUUUUAGGUGUCUCUUAACUGUCAAGGAAUAUUCAUAAUAAACCAGCAGAAAUUCCCCAUUUUGUAAGAGAGAAGGGAGAGUCAUGCUGGUUUCCUUGAACUCUGGAAUUCCAUAAAUCUAUGAACUAUAACUGUGGUGAAUGCAAUGCUAUGGCUCUGAAACUUCUUAAUCAACCUUGCCUAGUUCCAUUUGCUCAUAAUCCAACUGACGUUAAUUUCACAUUAUGUUAUGUAGAUGCCAUCCAUCUUUCUCUUUGUACUUUUUACAAGGGGUGUACCAGAUUAGUAAAAGCACAUACUCUGGAUUUGAGUCUUGGCUCUGCCAAUCGUAUACUCUGUGAGCUUGGACAAGGUUAUUCUUUCCAUACAAGAAGAAUAAAACUCAUUAUAAAAUUGUGAGGGUUAAAUAAGUUAAUGGAUGAGAAAUGCUUGGAAUAAUAAUUGAAUGCAAUGUAAAAGGAAUUUACUAUCUAAUAUUAAUAACAAGAUGAACAUUAAAUUAAGUCAAUUUGAUUGAAAUGGGUAAGAGGCAGGUACAUAUAGUAGCUUUUUUCUGUCCUCAGUCUUUUCUCUCUUCAUAGGUUUAACUGUUGAGCUGUUUUUUCAACUUAAAUAAUGCAUGCACACAUUAUAAAGAACUCUCUUGGUCUUCUAGAAUGUGCUUCCAAAUUCUAGUUUUAGAAACUACAUUAAUUAAAUACUGUAACUUUCCCUGAUAGCUUGGUGCCAGUGCAGAGUCUUAAUUGUAAAUUUAGGUGACAAAAUCUAGUUUGCAGUACUCUAUUGUAAAAUCUUGAUUCAAGUGAAUUAGCAUUUUAGUUUUUGAAGUUACCAUGAAAAUGAAAACACAACUUGUAAACUUAUCAACUAUCUUAAGACUAUACCAGCAAAUUUAGUAUUAGAACUAUUGCUCAACAAAUUUGUUGUUUUAUAUGUAACCAAAGCAACACUCGUAUUAACCCUCCUUGCUUUGAUCGACUCAAAUUAUUGUAAGGUAAUUCCAGGCCUGGCUGCCAGUGCUAGUAGCAAGUAAAGCUGAUUUUAGUAAGAGCAUGAAUGAGACAGGAUAAUACCAGUAAUAGGCCAGCUCUAAAUAGAAUAAGUAAAUUAGUUGAGACCUCUGUAUCUUCCUUCUGUCACCAUGUUCCCCUUGUCUUUAUUCUUGUCUGUGUCCUUACCCAAAAUGCUCCUCACUAAGCUACUUGAUAUAGCAGUUUUUCAGGAUAUUUGUAUUUUAAUAUAGCAAUUUUAAGGUCUUGAAAGACUUGCUAGAAUCUCUUAUUGUGGAGUUUCCAACACUCUGUCAAGUAUAAGAAAUGGAAUUACAUGUAUUUCUACUUUUUUAUGUUUGAAAAGCAACAACAUAGCUUUUGUUCUAGGCAGACUACUCAUUUCUCCUCUUUUAUAAUGCUUUAUGAAAAGCUAAUGAUUGUAAACAAGUACUCACUGAAAAUUCCUUCAAGUAGAGGACAGUGAGACAUGGAAUAUUUUUAGUGUUUUAAGAUAGAAGUCACUUAAGAUGUAACAAACAUUCUAUCAUUUUGUAAGUCAUUUUCUCUAAAGUUUGUUUAGUGAAAAUCCAAAGAUUCUUUUUUUUUUUUUUUUUUUUUUUUGACAGGCUGAGUUAGACAGUGAGGAAGAGAGAGACAGAGAGAAAGGUCUUCCUUUUUCCAUUGGUUCACCCCCCAAGUGACCACUACAACUGGCACAUUGCGGCUGGCGUGCUGCGUCGAUCUGAAGCCAGGAGCCAGGUGCUUCCUCCUGGUCUCCCAUGCGGAUGCAGGGCCCAAGGACCUAGCCCAUCCUCUACUGCACUCCUGGGCCACAGCAGAGAGCUGGACUGGAAGAGGAGAAACUGAGAUAGAAUCCAGCGCCCCAACUGGGACUAGAAUCCGGGGUUUUGCCGCUGCAGGUGGAGGAUUAGCCUAGUGAGCCAUGGCGCUGGCCCAAAGAUUCAUUUUUAUAUACUAAAAGAUGUAAAUAUUAAGUUAUAUAUGAUAACUUUCAAUGGAAAUUAAAAAUUGGUAUUAUCAUAAAUAUUAUCUGUUAUCUGUUGAGUAACUUAAGCCAAUUCUGGGUUUCAUUUUGUCUCUUCAUUCAGUUUAGAUUCUUAGGACAUGAUUUGUUUUAGAGUAAUACCUGCUUACAGUUAAGCAAAUUCAUGAGUUUUCAGCCAUGUAAAACAGUGCCUGUUCUCAGUUGGUAAACAUCUAGUUGGAUAAUGAUAAUGCUAUUCCAAUUUAGUAAAUACAGCGAAUGCAGCGCUAAAGCUGCAGCAAUGCGACAGAAACCACCUGUCUCCUUCUAACAUUGUCAGCAGGUUGCACCUUCAGUGUGGGUUAGGGGAAAAUAAAGUAAUAGCUUCUUCUUGUUCAAAGUUGUCACUCUGAGCCAGCUAGGGGGCCUGGUUUCCUCAAUACCUGGUGACAAUUUCAACCUCAAGGAUUAUUAAGUUUUCCCAAAGGGUCACGUCAAGCCAAGUGAAUCAAAGAUAGUUACAAAUUAAUUGCCUUCUUGCAAUACACAGAAAAGCAAAAUAAGCAGGAAGAAUAUUGAAAAUAAGCAUGAAAAUUAUUCACAUAGAAUGAUAAACAAAUAUCAUGUGUCUAGAGAGGAAAUUUUCCAAUUGGCUCAGGAAAACACAGCCCUUCAAGGUGGUGCUGGAUGGCUCUGGGACUGUCAAAGCAGUCAGCAGUGAAGUAAAGGGCUUUUUACCCCAGCAGAGCCUCCCACAGCUGAUGGCUGAUGGCUUUUCAUAUUGUGUGUGGAGUGCAGUCACAGUGAGAUGUGUCACAGAUGACAAAAGAAGGCACCAAUAUGUACGGCUUCAGACGAUGUAUUAUCUUACCUUUCAGAUACCAACCUUGAAGGGAGAGGUCUCAGAUCCAAACUUUUCAUGCAUAUAGGCACAAAGCUGUCAGUGUGGUUCUUAGCAAGAAACAAGCAGUAAGCCUCUCACUGAAUUAGCCAAUCAUGUGGAAGGAACAGGCCUCCUUGCAGUUAGCCAGCCAUUGGCUCACAGCUUGUGAUGAAAGAAAAAGCUCAAAUUGGAGUAUAUGCUGUAAAAAGACAACCACAUUAAUCAUAAUUAAGAUAGUAAUUUACUUAGAUUCACAAGAACCAUAACAUAACAGAUAUCACAACAGAAGUUCAGUAUGUAAAGGUGUAUAUAAAAAUCCCUUAAAUUCCUUGAAUGACUUUUUAAAAGGUUAUGAUAAUUUUCUAUUUUUAUUUUCAAUGCUUGCAUAUACAAUGAAAAUACAGUGAAGAAAUGGGCUUAUUAAAUUCUUCUGUAUUUACAUGCUGUAAAAUUUUUGUCAGUGUCCCAUAAGAAAUAAUAUCAACCUAAGGUGACCUAUAUGUUAAAUUAUUAAUGACCACAAUAAUUCUGUAAGCCCCAGUGAAGGUUAAUCCUUUGUCAGAGAUCAUGCAUUCUCAAUGAGACAGAGCCUGGCUUUAAGUCUUAUUCCAUCUAACUUUAAAGCCUAAACCCUUUUCUCUUACACAAAUGGAUAUGCGAAAUAUAUAGAAUAUACAAAAGGUUACAGAGACAUUAUAGUACAGUUUCUGGUUAGUGACAUGAUUAGAACAGCACAGGAGAGAUGAUUCUAAACUGAAAUGAUCUAGAAAAGCUAUAUGAGGAUACAACUUAUGUUGGACUGUGAGCUCUGCAUAGAUAAUGUCUUAGUAAAAACAUUGGCCUCACGAAGAAUGAAGACGGAGAGUUUUUGAAGAUAAUUGUUACUAUGUGUUAGUUAUUGAUGUCUGUAUGCUAGCCUUACAGCUAGGUAGGUGUUUAACACAUGUUUGUUGAAUUGAAAGCAUUCUGGGAGAUGAGGGAGACAUUGAUGAAAUGUACCAUCUUGAUGUGUUGGAGUUGUGGACUGGAGGGGGAUAAGGAUGAGUGGGAAUAGUGAGGGAGAGAGAAAGCACAAGUGAGCUUUUCCUAUAUUUUGGAAUAAUGGGUCACAGAAGGAGGAAUUUUGAAAUUUGAUGAAUGGAUUAGCACGUGAUGCACCAAGUCAGCUUUGAUAGACAGGGGAUGUCAUUGAAGCUUUGAAAGAUGUAGAAGGGGUUUGGGUUCACCAUGAGGCCAGGGCAGAUGGACUCAUAAGAUACCAAGUAUUCAUCCAAAUUACAAGUAUUAAGGACCAAGUUGAAAUUUGAGAACUGAAUUUGGAUCGUGUCUUUUCUACAAGUUUUUCUAUUGUCAUCUCAGAAACCGGAGGGAUAAUGCAGAGGAAAUAAUUCUGCCUUAAUAUUCACCGUUCCACAUCCAGCAUACUAAUUGUACCAGAUGCCACACUGUUUUCAGGUCAGGAUACCUGGCUGUGCAUAUAGGUCUAGGCUUUGGUAUAGGGUGGGAAUGGCGCAUAGGUACAAAUUUAAAAUAUUAACCCUGGAGAACUUCUCUCAAACAGUGCUUUAGAAAGCAUUUAGGUCACAGGGGUUAAUUCCAGAGGUAGCAAAAAUGUUCGAUUGGAGAAAUCUCAUGGGUUCAUUUGGUCAUUUCUCACAAUUGUAAUAUUUUAAAUUGUUAUGCUAUAAAUGUCUGUCCUUCCCAUCAUCUAAUUAUAAUGUGCAAGGACUGAUUGCGUGUACUCUCUGACUACUCUUAGUCGUUGGCAGUAAUAACCCUAAACAAAGCUGCAAGCGCUAAUUACCUCCUUUUCCUAAUCUCAAUUUCGAUGUGCUUUUGAACUAGUAUGUGCUCUGGCAUUCUAAGAGGGCUUCUCUCCAUCAUUCAAGAGACAUUUACUUCAGACUUCAGAAAACCAGAUUUUGAAUUAGAAUUUUUUUGGAGUUUUUUAUGUUUACAGUUCUAUACAAGUAAUGACACUGUGUGUCUAUUAAUUUUUGUAUGCCUCAGUCAGCAAUGCCUACAUUCAGGGAAGCAAGUAUAAAAGCUUACACUGAGGUAUCUGUGAGUUGUAUAUACUUUUUUGAUAGAAAACAUGCAGUUAUGAAGAGGGUUCACUUCUGUCUUACUCGCUGGAUUUUGUCUGUAAAUAACUGAUAAUGUGAUCCUGUACCUCAUUUUGAUGUGCUGUUACCUGAGUUUCUUGUGGUAAUACGAAGAAUGUAGAAAAAAUACAAAUCAGCUUUGGGUGAUUCAUUCAAUUAUUGAGCACAUAUGAAAAUGCUGAGGCAGAGAUGGCUGUUUAUUCCUUUUUACUUAAAGACAGGAAGCUAUUUUUGAUGACAUUGCAUUAAGGCAGAUUUCAUAGUUUAAAGCAGAGAACUUUUACUUUCUCCAAAGUCUUGACCAUGAGAAUGUGGCCUCAUAAAAAUAAUUUCCAUUUCUUUUUUCAAAAAUUCUAUUUCUUAAAUGGUUUUUUCACUCUUAGUUAUAUGACUGAGCAACCCAUUCUGUCUUAAUGUCCUUACACUUAAAAUGGGAUUAUUAAUCUACCUGCUAAACGUUAAAGUCAUUGUGAGGCUUAAAUAAAUCACAAGAGAAUAAUUAGAACAGUACCUGGUAAUUUCUGAAUGUAUUGUUGGCUGUGGUUUUAAAUUUAGAGUAUGACCUCGGCCACACCAGCAGUGAAAAGAUUCCAGCUCUACCCUUUACCCUUUGUACCUCAGUUUCUAUGUAACAUAGAAGUGAUAUUGAUGCCUACCUCAUAGAUUUGGGGAACAAUUAAUGAAGUUAAUGCAUGUAAAACUUAGAACAAUGUUGCAUGUAAUAAGCCUAUUAUAAUUAUUUUUAAUGUAUCACAUUAUAGCAAAGUAGGAAAAAAGAUAAGGUAAAAGCACAAGAAUUGAGCAAGAGGCCAGCGCCGUGGCUCACUAGGCUAAUCCUCCGCCUUGCGGCGCAGGCACACCGGGUUCUAGUCCCGGUCGGGGCGCCGGAUUCUGUCCCAGUUGCCCCUCUUCCAGGCCAGCUCUCUGCUGUGGCCAGGGAGUGCAGUGGAGGAUGGCCCAAGUCCUUGGGCCCUGCACUGGGGGAGACCAGGAUAAGUACCUGGCUCCUGCCAUUGGAUCAGCGCAGUGCGCCGGUCGCAGCGCAGCGGCCAUUGGAGAGUGAACCAAUGGCAAAGGAAGACCUUUGUCUCUGUCUCUCUCUCACUGUCCACUCUGCCUGUCAAAAAAAAAAAAAAAAAAAAAAAAAAAGAA